This is a messenger RNA of Macrobrachium nipponense, 8484 nucleotides long. Its product is annotated as poly(A) RNA polymerase gld-2-like. The record is from RefSeq and is a predicted model, not a curated record. NCBI's taxonomy places the organism in Eukaryota, Metazoa, Arthropoda, Malacostraca, Decapoda, Palaemonidae. Bases 168 to 2924 code for a protein of 918 amino acids. Gene Ontology annotation, molecular function: poly(A) RNA polymerase activity. The transcript is spliced from 11 exons.
GUGCCUCCUCCUACAUGCAUGGUCUGUCUGUUGAUAACUUGUGGUGCAGCACAGAUCUAUAGUAAAUUGAUUAAACAUGUACCCAAUACCUCAAGGUAUGCCAACUUCUCAAUGGAAAUUUACCCAGAAUUGUAGUGUGUGACAUUAGUGAUAGAGUCCUGAGAAGUAUGGCUGGUUUGACAGAGAGGAACACCUGUGCCACUACCAAGAGGGAAUUAGAGGUGGCAGCCAAGUGUGGUGUCUCCAACGGUCAGCAGCUCACCGACAGUCUCUUACACCUAACCCUUGACUCAGACCUCUCUAGUUUCAUAAUUCCUACCAAGUCAUCAACAACCUCAACUGCAACACGUAAUUCAUUAGCCUUGCCCUACACAACUUUCCAGCAAGGACAUUCUAACAGAGCCCAUCUAGCCGAAUAUUCUUCCUCUAUAAACCAAAGCAACGGCCAUAGUACAAAUAAUAGUCAAUUUUACAGUCUAAGUGCAAAUAGUUUAAGUGGUGGUAAGUGUUGUGGGAACUCUGGUGUAAGUGGUGUUGGUGUAGCUAAGAUCGUUGGUGGUGGUCAAGGAAAGGAAGAUCAAGAAAGUGACUAUCUGUCUCAGCUUCAAAAGGCAAUCCAGCACCUUUGUAUCUUUGAACUCAAAGGAGACAGUAACGUUCGCCCGUCGCCCCUUAGUUCUAGCGAAAACGAACUAGGUGGCAAAUCCUGGUGUAGUGGAGCAUCCUUCAGAAUGGUGUUGCCUGCACGUGGCCAGAAUACAGGGAACGUUGUCAAGUCACAUAACACCACCACACCAUCCAAGAACUCGGCAAACAAGAAUAAGUCGAGUAAUCAUAACAACAACAGUAAUAACUCCAACAAUAACAGUAACAGCAGUAAGAAUAAGAACAUUAAGAAUACUGAACCAGAGGAUCAACGUAAUAACUGCUGUGUCACCAACAAGAGAGAUAAGUCAUCACCAAAGAAGUAUACCAACUCGGCUACAUCAUCUGGUAAAGAGGAGGAAGAAGAGUUGAAGGCCCCUGGUCACCCUCCUCCAAGCAAAGCAGUUGAUGCAAAGGAGGUCAAGAAACUCUUGGAGGAUGCCCUAUGGAAGAGCCAGCAACAAAGUAGCAAGGACAGCAGUGAAGGUGCAGAGUCAGUGAACAGUGGAGGAUGCGACACUGGCUAUUCUUCGCGAUGUUCUACUCCUCCCAGCCCCCCGAGUCUCCCCCCAGAUCAGACCUCCAAUUCUGCCGACCCCAAACAUGGCACCAAACGGCAUCUUGAUGUUCCUGUAAAAAGCAGUAAUGCGAAUAGCAGUAGCACCAAUGGGACCCGGGAGUCACGAAGUGAAUCUCCUAGUGCCUGUAGCGUCAGUUCUCAGGGAUCUUACCGAAACCCACGUCAGAAGCGGCGGUACAAUAGCCACCAUGUCGAAGGUUACGGUAACCGUUGCCACAGUAAUGGUCACUAUCACCAUAAUCAUCAUCAGCAACACCACCACAGCCAGCAGCAGCAGUACCCAAAUCAUUACCCUUAUAACCAGCAAGGGGGUGGUUAUGGUGGUGGUUGUGGUCGUGGAAACAACCAGUAUUACCACUACUUGGACCAUGUCCCUCGAGAUUGCACGAACUACCAUGGCCGGCGAUAUGAUAGGGGAUACAUGUACAAUUGUUACCAAGGCCACUACAACUAUUACGGAAGGGAUGUGAACCAAUACAAUAGUGGGGAUGGUUACAGGUAUAAUCAUGGGAGGGGGGGAUACAAUAACAGAUAUCAUAACAAUCAAAGGAACUACUAUAAUGAGAAUUUCCCGCCUUUGGACGGUGGUAAUGUAAGGGACCAAAGUAAAUCUAUACUCAGUGACCGAGCUGGAACAUUCAGUAAUGAUUGUGUCAGUGAUAACAAGCACUGGAAAUGUGAAGUUACAACCACUCCCAAAGAACUGUUAACUGGAUCAGAGUGGGAUGGUCUUUCUCAACAAGUGUGGGACACAUUUUGCAAGCAUCAACAGACAGACAAAACAUUUUUCAAGAAGUUGAAAUUGAAGGAAAAGAUUUUUAAAGUGAUACGGAAUGUGCUGCCCAAUUGUCGGUUGUAUGUUGUUGGGUCUUCGUUAAGUGGAUUUGGUGCCGAUUGGAGCGAUGUAGAUAUGUGUCUGAUGGUUACAGCGGGAGACCUCGAUCAGCGCAACGAAGCUACAGUCGUGCUUAGUUUGCUUCAGCGUGAAUUAAAUAAUUGUGGCUCUACUCAGAAAAUGGAGCUGAUCCGAGCCAAGGUACCAAUCCUAAAGUUCCGCGAUGCUCAAACCCUCGUUGAUGUGGAUCUCAAUUGUAAUAAUGCUGUGGGAAUCCGCAACACUCACCUUCUUCACUCGUACUCACAAUUGGAUUGGCGGGUACGUCCUCUAGUCUUGGUGGUGAAGUUAUGGGCACAGCAUCACAAUAUCAAUAAUGCCAAGGACAUGACUAUAUCAUCAUACUCUUUGGUUUUAAUGGUGAUACAUUAUCUGCAACAUGGUGUUCAACCUCCAGUUUUGCCUUGUUUGCAGAAAAGUUUUCCAGAUAAAUUCCAUGACAACGCUCCGAUAAUGAGUAUUCCCAUCACUGAAAGGAUGCCCACAUUCACCUCCAACAACCAUGAUACAUUGGGACAGCUUUUUCAUGGUUUCCUCAAUUAUUUUGCUAAUACUUUCACGUAUAUUGAGGAUACGAUCUCAGUCAGAACAGGAGGCACUAUACCCACAGCCAAGUGCCGAGCGCACAGAACCCGCAAGAAUGAUUCAAGAAUGUGGAAAUACCUCUGCAUAGAAGAACCUUUUGAUCGGACCAACACAGCCAGAUCUAUGUAUGAUGAAGAAGUUUUUGAAAGAGUGAAAAAGGUGUUUGCUGAUUCUUACAAACUCUUAAAUGAGAAAAGGGACCUUUCAGCCAUCAUGUGAAGAAAAUCAAGGCUUGAGAAGGAUGCAGUGAUAAAUGAAUAUAAUAUGAUGAGUUGAGGCUAUGUUACCCCACACAAUCAUCAUAUGAGCACCUUUCCUAAUAACUGUAGAGGCAUCUGCUAUAUCAAAAUUCUUGUUACAUGGUAGAACGCCACAUCAUAUUGGGUUAGUGCCUUGAAGAUGGGCCGCGUCUUCAGUGAGUUUUCCUUAAAUGUUUCCUAAAUUUUGUGAUGCUUUCGUCAUUACUGAGCUAUCUUGACAUACAUAGUUUUUUGAAGGAAUAUGUUAUAUGUUUUGACAAUAUGAAAAUUUAUUUAAAAGUCUGAAAAGAGAUUUUUGGUUAUUCCUGUACUGUAUUUAAUGAAAGUUUUGAUAACUUGGACACCUAUGUUUAUGUACAUUAUUAGUAUUAAGAUUUGAAAGCUAUUUAUUGUCCUUAUAAGCAAAUUUGCUGAAGGUCAUCUUGAACAAGAAUUGCCAGUUGAGCAUAGGCUGUACGCUCUCUCACCAUGUACAGCACGUUUGUCAUUUCUCAGGCAGUAUGGUAGGGGCUAGAUAUAACAUCACUGUUGAGGAUUCAGAAUGUUUAGGCUGUGAUAAGUUUUAGCAUUGCAUUCAGUGAAGAUGUAUUCUGUAUAUAAAAACAAAGCCAGGGUGAGAGUUUUUUUGCUUUAGUUUAUAAUUUACUUAUCACUCAUUGCUGUGAGAAAACUCAUUAUGUGGAUGCUGAUGUUGAGGGAUAUGGGAAUGUACUAAUAUCAUUACCAAUCAUGCUUUCAAAGGGUAAAAUGAUAGCAGUUGAUAAGUAGGGGCACUUACAAAUGUGUAUUAAUUUUUGAAAAAAUUAAAAAAAUAUAAAUGAGAAAAUAUAUAAAAAUAUUUGUUCUUUUAUCAUGUACAGUAUUGGAGAUGUUUCUGUGUUUUUGUAUUACACAUCUCUGCCUUGGUAUUAGUUGAUAUAAAGGAAUAUAUAUAAAUUUACUUGUCAAUGAGUGAGUAAUAUAUAGUACUGUAGUUUAUCAAAUAUCUGGAAUGAGCAUGAUUCAUAGAAAAUUGUAAAUGACUGUGAACUGCAACAUAAGCAGUAAGGAAAAAAAGGUAAAAGACUGAAAUCAAAAAAAAUUUUGGAUGUUGCAAAAGGUUAAGGAUGCAUUCAGAAAUACAAAGCCUAUGUAGUAUAAAGAAUGAUGAUUGUUGUGCCAGACUUUUAAAUUUUUAUCCCUUCAAAGAGAAAUCUUCCUCAUUUCUUUGUCAUCAUCUUAAGUAUGUAAGGGAGUCUGUUGAUAUCUAUUUUUUAUGGGGGGAAAUUAUAUUGCAGAAAAUCUACUUUCUAAGAGAUUCACUCAGUUUUGUUUAUUUUCUCGGUGCAAAUCCAAAAGGCUUUAGUAAUUGCUUGUUGACGGCUUUUAAAGGGAUACCUGUCUCAUUUUAGUCACCAUCUUGAACAACGAAAGGAUUUUUUUUUUUUUUUUUUUAGGGGAAAAAAUUGUAUUGCAGGAAAUCCUCUCUUGCUUUCAGAGAAAUUUGCUGAAGUUGGUAUCUUUUCUUGGUGGAAAUCCUAGCACUUGAAAAGAAUGAAAAGAAUUGGAUAUAGAGGAAUGGAAUGUUGUUUGGAUAAACUACCUACUAGUGAAAAUUAAUAUUGGUCAUUAGGUAUCAUGUAUUUUACAUAUAUUUUCUAUAAUUAGAACAUCACAAAGAAAUCUAUGGUAAUCUUCUGAUUACAUCAACAAUUUUAUUUUAUGUUAUAUUUAUUUUGUGAUCUGGUCCAGUAGGAGAGAUGUCACUUUAUCUUUAUUGCUGGUGUUAUUUGAAAUAUUAUAAUAAUGGCAAUAAUACUAAAAUAUUUAAAUGCUUGUUUUUAAACCAGGAUUUUAUGACAUUUCUUCUUUUUUGUGGAAUGUUUGUGGUCAUUCAUGAUUUGAUUUUGAUAACUGGCCUUUCUCUAACUUCAUGAUCUGUGGAAAAGAAAUGUAUUUGAUCAUUUUAUUAUUGUCUAGAAUAUCUCAUUCAGGCUAUUUUUAUGUGACAUGAUGCAAGAGAGUAGCAGUAAGAGGAAAUAUUUGCAGAUUGCCUAUCAUCAAAUUUGCAUGUCAUUUAGAUAUGCUUGUGUUGUUUCUAGUUAAUUCAGCAUUUCCUCUUGGAAUACUUUUUCUUGUCUUGUCUUGGAUGUCUUCCCAAGACCUUUUAUUGUUGAAGAGUUGAAUUUGGGCUGGACAGGUGAUCAUCUGGUUGGUUUUUCUAUCAAAAAGAGAAAAAAAUUUUUUUUCACUUUGAUAGAUAGGACAUUUACUAUUUCUUGAAGGCUGCAACCAUAGAAUCUCUACUCCUGAUUGCAGAUGGUUAGCAGACCCAUCUUGUGACAGUAUCAGAUGAACUAACUACUCAUACACCAUUUGCACUUGUAAGUUGUGCUGGUAGUCUUUCAUGAAAGGAGAGGCUAUGUAGUAUACAUGUUUAUUUACCUGUAGGAAAUGCAGGAGGACAAGUGUAAAGUGUUUACUGGUAGGGAAUGCAGGAGCGGACAACAGUAAGUGUUUACUAGUAGGGAGUGCAGGAGGACAACUGUUAAGUGUGGUUCAGAACAAAUUUUGAGUCCCCUCUUCAUGUUUUUUGUUCAUAUUGAGGAUACAUGCUUUUCAGUAGUGUUACAAAAAUAUUCUUUUGAUUUGUCAACAGUCAACAGUAAAUAUCUCUCUCUCUCUCUCUCUCUCUCUCUCUCUCUCUCUCUCUCUCCUCUCUCUCUCUCUCUCUCUCAUAUGCUAAUUAUUUCAUGAAGGUAAACUGUUUUUUCCAUGGCUGUUAGAAUAUUUUAAAGGAAAAAGAUUUGGCAGGUGAAUGGAAGCCUCAAGUUCCCUUCCCCACCCUUUUUUCCCCAUCUGAAUAAUCUUGAGGUAGUGGUUGUGAAGGAUGCCAUGAAAGAAAGUUUGUUUUAAGCAGUCUGACAAGUUUUAGCUGUCUCUUUUCAAUUUAAAUUUCAUGGAGGUGACCUAUUUGAAAAUCCAUACUUCUCUAAAUGUCUAUUAACAGACUUGAAAUAGUUUUUGGGAGUGGUACAUAACUCAACCUGUUAGGCUUUGGUUUCGUUACAUAUCAUCGUAAUGUUAUGAAUUGUCUCAAAAUAUAGGUAAGAUGUGUAUAUUAAAGAAAAAUUAAUCAGGGCAGAAGAAAUUGGUCUGAUAGGGCAAAUGGCAAUGUUUUGUUUUGGUUUAGCAUCCAUUAAAUGCCCUGAUUUUUUUUUUUUUUUUUUUUUUUUGCCAAAGGUUACUGAAUUUUUUUCUUUAUGAAAUUUUCAUUAUGAAGAAUUUAAAGAUUUAAAGGUGUCUUGUGCUAUUUUAAAGUACAGAUUUUUGUUGCUGUUUAUUAUUAUUAUUAUUAUUAUUAUUAUUAUUAUUAUUAUUAUUAUUAUUAUUAUUAUUAUUAUUAUUAUUAUUAUUAUUAUUAUUAGUAUUAUUAUUAUUAUUAUAACAUACUUGUCAAGCAUAAUUUUCACUAGCUGUGUUUUUAUAUAAUAGUAGGUUUAAAUUUUGAAAAAAAUCAAGUUGUCUAGAAUGGAUUUAAAAUUUUUGGAGAACCUGUUCUCAUUCAAUUAACAUAUUGGUAAAGGUAACAGUCCUGGUGGCUAGUUACAUUGUCCAAAAUGCAACCCUGUGUAACAUUGACUGAAGUGCCUGAGAAGAUAACCUAUUUUCGUAUCCUUGGAUUAUGUGAUUAAGGGAAUUUAUUUCAAGCACAUUUAUGUAUGACAUAUUAACAUGCUCUCUGGUAAGUUUUGAUGCUGUCUUGACUUAGUAAGAGGAUGAAAGGUAGAUUUAUUUUCAUCCUGCCUAAUUAAUAUUUGAUUACUGGGUUGGAGUAACAUCACCACCAUUGGCAUAUUAUUGUCCAUGGUUUAAUAUUGAUUGGAUGUGCAUGAAAAGGAUUCUUUGCUUGUUUAAUUGUUGUAUCUGUGUAACCACAGUAUUUUGGAGAUAAUUGAAAGUAUAUUAAAAAUAUUUAUUGCCUGAUUGUGUGCUGUGUACAGGUAUUGUUUUUUACUAUAACAAUUUUACUAUAACAAAUAUUUCACAAUACAGUACUGUAUAUUGCAGAUUAAUUGAUUUGCUUAAGAAUAGAAACAUAUAAGGUUUAUGGUAUGAUAUUGUAUAUCAAAUAUAUAUAUAUCCAGUAUGUGUAAGAAAACUGCAACAGUAUUUAAAUCUUUGGAGAAAAUUUAUCUGUAAGGUUAUCCCAUAAUUUUUAUGUAUUCCAGAUAAGCUCAUUAUAGAUAGCAUGGACCAUAUUCUUUAAGUCUUUGAUCUUGACAGUUAGAUGUUCUGUAUGUGUUGGAAAAGAUAUGCCAUCUGUUUUUGUGCAAGUUUAAGUUGAAUUGGCAUGAGUUGCCUCUCUUAAGUAACAACCAUUGUGACACAUUCCCACAGUACUUUUGGUUUGGUUGACUUCAGGGAGGCUGAGUUUGGCAUUUGAAUCUUUUCUGGUUGAUGCUUUUCUCAGGUUGGGGGGAAAGUUAUCCCUAAGCUUGUGAAGUCUUGCUUGAGAAAUAUAUGGUUGUGUUUAUAUUUUACACUUCAAAUAGUGUCAAGUAUGCCAUAUAUUUUUUGUUGUUUUAUUUUUUCUUGUAGGUCCACUAAAUUUUUGAAUAAUUUUUUUGACCUUAGCAAGUGAUGAAUGAUUUUAUUGACCUUAGUGAGUGAUGUUAGAGAUUUGCUCAUCAUUGCGGCCAUCUGCCCAAACUAUCUGAAGUUAUGGUCAUGACUGUAUUAGCUAUCCAUAUUUAAUGUUCAUAAUCUGUGUGUGGGCCCACAAACUGCCCGUCUGCAAAAUUAGUGUUAGCAGUAUUCACCAGUAUUGCCAUUUGUGUUCACAACCAGCAGGUGUUUCGUGCUUUGUGACACAGGAAAGGCUCUUCUAUUUUAUUGUGCGUUGGUGGUAUUUUAUGUGCUCUCAUAUGUCUGUGUGGUUUCCAUCCCUACACCAGAAAAAGGGCAUAUUUCCUAAACUUAUGAAUUAUAUACAGUAAACUUUUAAAAAGUUGCAAUAUGAUAUGCCAGGUAAUGUUUACAUGAAAAUUAUUUAUUAUACCACCUUUAGACACUACAUUUUUAUCCUUUUUGGAGGAUUACAGUGGUAUGGAUGAUGGUGGUGUAGUCAUUGGUUUUCAUGAUUAGGGAAUGUAAACUAAGAGAUCAGAGUUGCAUUAUAUAUCAUUUUCAUGUGUUACAUAUUCAUCUCAUAAUUUUUUCCUGUCUUGGCUUUUCCUGAUGUUCAGGUGAUCUAAACUAGUUUGCCACAACUCAUGUAGAAAUCAUACCACCAUUCAUAUGAAGACAACUCUGUGAAAUUGUUGCAUUCCCAAUAUCCUUCUCAUACAGCCCGGAGCGUGUUGGCUACUCUGGACUGCUUGUAAUGCUAGAAGCAAGCAAGUUCACUGUAUCCUCACAUCCUUUUUGAAGUACAAGGUUUUCAUCGUUUAUUUUUUUGGUGCUGAGUUGCCAGAUGCAGUUUUCUUGCGUUCUUGUAGGCCACAAUAUGCCUCUACUUACAAUAAAAGUAAAAUGCA